AUGUCCACCCGCCUUCCAAAAACCACCACCGAAUUUUAUGAUGAUCUCGAUCCAACAAUUUGCCAAGAUCGACCUGGAUAUUAUGAAGUGUGGAGUGGUGUAAAAUAUGGAUGGAAUGGAUUGCCCGUAGAGAGUAGCUACGAAUUGGAUAAUGCUUGGAUGAUCGGCGCAACCAUUGGGGAGGGUCUAUUCGAGUUGUCGACAAGUCUUGGCUCGUCAAUUGUUGUAUGGAGAAAUCCCUCUUUAUCAAAAGCCAUCAAAUUCUAUCUUUUAUUUUAUUGUGGCUAUUUGGGUAUCGAUGGACUUUACUUCUUCUACAUGGCAUAUUGUAGUACGACAUACGAUUGUGUUAAUCCCUCUGGCUACCCAUUCAGCGGUCUCCUUCUCAAUAUGAUUAUCACUGCUUUUUGUGGUGGUAUGUCUGUCACAAACACAUUUAUUGAUAUUGGUCUCUCAAUUAAUCGUUUUUUCGCCGUUUUCUUCAAUGUUAGCGAUAAGUCGAAUGGUUUCAUUUGUUAUAUGGGCGCUUAUUUGGAUCCAUCAUGGCUUGCAACGUCGCUAUGUUAUCUUCGUUUUCCUUUUCUUGUGUUUUUGGUCGAAGUCUAUUCAAUGAGCGUCAUUGUAGUGAUGGCUCUUACAUUCGAUGUGGCCACAGUUUGGAAAUUAAAGAAAAUGAAAUUCACAUCGGAGACAAAAGGACGAAGGGAUCGAAAGUUGAUGGCCAUGGUAAUCCUCAUUCAUUUUUUUUCACUAAUCGCUAUGGUUGAUGCAUUUGCUCUUCAAAAUCCAAAUAUGGAGCGUUCGCAGAGAUUAGUUUAUGUUGGCUUGCCUCAAUUUUUAUGUCGAUGUACAGUCGGCUUUGUGCUCAUUGGCUUCAGCUGGCGAUCGCCGUGUGAUCGAAAAAAGUCGACGAAAGUUUUGAUUGUAAGGAGA
Molecule: messenger RNA, 933 nt
Organism: Mesorhabditis belari
Lineage: Eukaryota; Metazoa; Nematoda; Chromadorea; Rhabditida; Rhabditidae
Source: the annotation of a GenBank genome assembly